This is a messenger RNA of Phacochoerus africanus (Common warthog), 2413 nucleotides long. It is a transcript of the gene HOXD13, whose product is annotated as homeobox D13. Lineage: Eukaryota; Metazoa; Chordata; Mammalia; Artiodactyla; Suidae. Gene Ontology annotation, molecular function: DNA-binding transcription factor activity, RNA polymerase II-specific; RNA polymerase II cis-regulatory region sequence-specific DNA binding. Gene Ontology annotation, biological process: regulation of transcription by RNA polymerase II. The record is from RefSeq and is a predicted model, not a curated record. Bases 171 to 1196 code for a protein of 341 amino acids. The transcript has 2 exons.
GUUGGAGGGCGGGCGGGCGGGAGGCGGGAGGCUCGCAGAGGGAGAGAGGGCGAGAGGAAGAGGGCGGGAGCGAGAGAACGAGAGAGAAAGGAGAGGAGGGAGGAGGCGCGCCGCGCCAUGGUGUCCUGCACGGGGCCUGGGCCGGGGCCGGGGCCGGGCUGGGCCGGGCCAUGAGCCGCGCCGGGAGCUGGGACAUGGACGGGCUGCGGGCGGACGGCGGGGCCGCCGGGGCGGCCCCGGCCUCCUCCUCCACCUCCUCCUCUGUGGCAGCAGCGGCGCCGGGCCAGUGUCGCGGCUUCCUCUCGGCGCCAGUGUUCGCCGGGACGCACUCCGGGCGUGCGGCUGCGGCGGCGGCAGCGGCGGCGGCGGCGGCGGCGGCGGCCUCGGGCUUCGCGUACCCGGGGACCUCUGAGCGCGCGGGCUCCGCCUCGUCGUCGUCAUCCUCUGCUGUGGUCGCGGCGCGCCCGGAGGCUCCCUCCGCCAAAGAGUGCCCGGCGCCCGGCGCGGCCGCCGCAGCGCCCCCGGGUGCCCCGGCCCUAGGCUACGGCUACCACUUUGGCAACGGCUACUAUAGCUGCCGCAUGUCGCACGGCGUGGGCUUACAGCAGAAUGCUCUCAAGUCGUCCCCGCACGCCUCGCUGGGAGGCUUCCCGGUGGAGAAGUACAUGGACGUGUCCGGCCUGGCAAGCAGCAGUGUACCGGCCAACGAAGUGCCCGCGCGAGCCAAGGAGGUGUCCUUCUACCAGGGCUACACGAGCCCCUACCAGCAUGUGCCUGGCUAUAUCGACAUGGUGUCUACCUUCGGCUCCGGGGAGCCUCGGCAUGAGGCGUACAUCUCCAUGGAGGGCUACCAGUCCUGGACGCUGGCCAACGGGUGGAACAGCCAGGUGUACUGCGCCAAGGACCAGCCACAGGGCUCCCACUUUUGGAAAUCAUCCUUUCCAGGGGAUGUGGCUCUAAAUCAGCCAGACAUGUGUGUCUACCGUCGGGGGAGGAAGAAGAGGGUGCCCUACACCAAACUGCAGCUCAAAGAACUGGAGAACGAGUAUGCCAUUAACAAGUUCAUUAACAAGGACAAGCGGCGGCGGAUCUCGGCUGCCACGAACCUAUCCGAGAGACAAGUGACCAUUUGGUUUCAGAACCGAAGAGUGAAAGACAAGAAAAUUGUCUCCAAGCUCAAAGACACUGUCUCCUGAUGUGGGCCAGAUUGGCCACAGAGAGUUUAAAUGCUUUCAGUUGUCUCCAAAAGACCUUUGGAAAGACUUGAAUAUGUAUUUAAUUCCCCCAUCCCCCUGCCAGUGAUGGCAAAUUUUGUGAAUUGUUUUUCUUUCUUCCCCUUAUCUGGCUCUAAAACUUUUUGCUGCCCAACCUGACUUUGUAGUUCUGUUUUGUACUUGUUUAUUAUUGAUUUUGCUCUUGUCUAAGUUUGUUUUUUAUGGCUUUUUAAUGUUCUGUUUCUCCCUCCAGGCCAGUAUAAAGGACUUGAAGUAUUUUUGAAUACCCCCCCCAAAUGAAUUUCAGAAGUGCCAUUCUGAUUUUAGGGUUUUAUUUUUUUAAAUCACUUUUUAUGCCUGUUUCCAGCACUGAUUAUCUUCAUAAUCCGUUAGGGCAGAAUGAUUUGCAGUCAUUCACAUCCUGUGAUUAGGUAAUUGAAAUUUUAGCUCUCAGCAGUCGCAUUGAGGCAAAUGGAAACAGCUCUGGGCAAGCAGUUUUCUAGGGUCACUGAGAAAGUCUAAAAACAGAAGGCUGGAGGUUCUGUGAUGGCUUUAAAAACAGCUACCUUAUUAUAUAGGGUUCGUAUCAAUACUAGAGUGAAGACAAUAUUUCCAACUUUAGGUCUUUCACUUACUGUUGUAUUGUUUACUACACCUUGUAGAUUUGUGCUUUUAUAAUCUUUAAUUUGGAAACAAUGUGUCCUCAUGUGAUGCCUUCAUUUCUCCAGCUCUAGAUGCAGAUAUUUAAAUGGCUGCAGUUGGGAAAGUGACCCAUGAAUGGUAUACAUGCCUCCCCACUCCCUGACCUCUGGUUUGUGGUGUUAGAAAUGAGGCCAUCUCCUCAGUCCCCUGAAAGAGACUGAGUCAAUGUGGCCAUGGGUGGGAAUUUUUAUCCAGAACCCAGUGAAGAACUUGACUGUCUGAACAAAUGUAUUGGGCUCUCCUGGAGCUUUAAAACAUCUAACAAGUGUGAAAAAAUAUGGAGUUCUGAAGUCCAGGAGGGGAAAAAAAAAAAGGUGUUUCUGAAAGUGAUGAUAAAUAACUACUUUUAAAGUGCUGCAUAUUUAUACAACUGAGAGAUUAUUUUUGUAGAUGCAAUGUGUGUGAGCUGAGAUACAUGGACAGUGCUUCAGGCAUUUAAAAAACACUUUUUACUCCUAGGGAUAGUCAAAUAAACAGCACUCACUUAUUUCUUCUGA